Messenger RNA from Anolis sagrei ordinatus, 1716 nucleotides. It is a transcript of the gene LZTFL1, whose product is annotated as leucine zipper transcription factor like 1. Lineage: Eukaryota; Metazoa; Chordata; Lepidosauria; Squamata; Anolidae. The record is from RefSeq and is a predicted model, not a curated record. Gene Ontology annotation, biological process: negative regulation of protein localization to cilium. Gene Ontology annotation, cellular component: cytoplasm.
AAAGCCUCCAGUCUUUCACCCCGCUGAAGCAACAGAGGAAAGGGGAAACGGCGUCGAAAGCAACCACGAAGUAUAGUCUUGGAACGAUAUUUCUCAACUCUUUGGCCUUUUGGAUAGAGCCGCGCGCCGCUCUCAAACCCGGCGUCCGUUAGCUUCCCUGCCGCACCCGAACCCGACUGCCUUUUGUUUCCGGUCACACAAACGCUCGUCUCGACCAAUGGGGCUUCAAAGGAGGCGCUCGCGAGGCUUCUGUUUCCUCACCAUGGCAACCGCCGCCCUGUAAAUCCCUCGGCUCUUCUCUCCGGGCCGCCGGCGGUUCGUCAUGGCGGAGCUGGGACUCAAUGAACACCAUCAGAAUGAAGUCAUCAGCUACAUGCGAUUUGCACGCUCCAAGCGUGGUCUGCGCCUAAAGACAGUGGACUCCUGUUUUCAGGAUCUUAAGGAAAGCAGGUUGGUGGAAGACACAUUCACUAUUGAUGAAGUUACAGAUAUACUGGAUGGCUUACAGACCGUGGUACACAGUGAAGUGGAAUCUGAGCUUAUUAACACAGCAUACACCAAUGUAUUGCUUCUGCGCCAAAUUUUUUCCCAAGCAGAGAAGUGGUAUCUUAAACUGCAAACUGACAUUUCAGAGUUGGAAAAUAGGAAUUUAUUAGAGCAAGUUGCAGAGUUUGAAAAGUCAGAAUUUACAUCUUCAAAUAAGAAACCCAAUCCAGAACUGGUUAAGCCUAAACUUACUCCAUUGCAUGAUGGAGCAUCAGAACUCCUGCAGAAGGAAAUUGCAAGACUCCAAGAAGAAAAUGAAAAAUUGAGGAGCAGAUUAAAGACAAUAGAAAUGCAGGCUACCAGUGCACUGGAUGAAAAAUCAAAGUUGGAGAAAGCUCUCCGAGAGCUUGAGAUUGUUCAAGGAGAUCAUAAGUUAAACCCUACACAGGAUCUUUGUGAACUAGAAAGCAAUAUGGCUGAUUUGAAGUACAAAUUAGAAAAAACUUUGCAUGAUAGUACUGCAAGCCAAAAAUCCCUGGAAGAGAAUCUGGUUUCAACAAAGCAUGACCUGCUUAAGGUUCAGGACCAGUUAGCUAUGGCUGAAAAGGAACUGGAAAAGAAGUUCCAACAAACAGCUGCCUAUCGCAACAUGAAAGAGAUUCUGUCCAAGAAGAACGACCAGAUCAAGGAGCUAAGAAAGAAGCUUUCGAAAUAUGAACCGGAUGAUUAAUAUCAGAAAACAUUGGCCAUGUCAAGGCACUGCCAUAUUGGAUAAGCGGACAAUUGAGAAUAUAAGGGAUCUAUUUUUGAAUUUGUUGCAAGUUACACUUUUCAAGAAGUUUGUUUCUAAUUUUCUUUUUCUCUCUUUUUGGGAAGGUAUAUUUACUGUAAUGAAGUAAUAGCAGAAUUGAGAACAAAGAAAAGGGCAUAGUCUUAUUUCUGUAUUUCAAGCCUUUUUUUGAAUAGUUAUUACUCUGUCUAUUGCCUAUAAACACAGAGUACCUAUAGUAGAAAAUAUUCUUAUUUUAAACAAAGGAUAAAUUUUUCAUUCCUUACAUAUUUGUAAGAUGCAGGCCCAAAGAAUCUAUUCCAUGCAAUCUACAUGUGUCCUAAAUGUGGUUUUAUUUUUACAAAUGUAGUAGCAGCAGGAGAAAAAAGCUGGUUUUGUACAGUAAUAACAGAAACCAUUAACUCCUCAAUUUCCAAUAAAGUUUCAUCACCAAGAGAAAA